Messenger RNA from Malus domestica (apple), 1424 nucleotides. RefSeq lists its product as uncharacterized. The record is from RefSeq and is a predicted model, not a curated record. NCBI's taxonomy places the organism in Eukaryota, Viridiplantae, Streptophyta, Magnoliopsida, Rosales, Rosaceae.
UUGGAGUCAGAGGCAAAAACCGCUGCAUAUAAUUAUUAGCAGUUGAGAAGAACUCCAUGUUCAAUAUUCUUUGUUUUGUUUAAUUAUUCCUUAAGAAAAAUAUACCAAUUCUUUUGGUUCUGUCAAUUCUUACGGUCAAGAGAAUACCCCAAUUCAUGAUGUGAGAUGAAAUAAGGAGAUCUGAAUUUUCAGAUCUCGUUAUUUCAUAUUACUUUAUGAUUUAGAUCUUCCCAGUUCUAUCAAUCUUACCACCUUCACCUUUUCUCAGGAACUAUAUGGAGUUGUCCUGAUAUUCCUGCUACUGGUAUCGCUGGUCUAAUUUGUGCUGGUGCUGAAUUUGUUGUUGAAUCUGCCUAGGAAUUUCUUGAUGAUUUGUCUGACAAUUCGCGAGUGCAUUGGAACUAUAUGGAGUUGUUCUGAUAUUCCUGCUACUGUUAUCCCUGGUCUAGUUUCUGCUAAUGCUGAAUCUGCUGAGGACUUGACUGUAGAUUUGUCUGACAAUUCGUCUCACUGCAUUGGUACUUCAUUUGUUUCUGUGCUUCUACUGGACAUGGUUCUCAUGGCAUCAGAUUGCAGGAUCGGUGCAUUGGUAUUUCUAAACUGCCACGCAUUGUCCCAAUAGGCCACGCCUGAUAAAAAUUGGCUUCAUGAACUAUAUUUCCGUGACAAGUCAAGGUCAAGGUGGUACUUAACAAGGUGCAAACACAAUUAUGAGGAUCCGGGCAGGGGAAGUUUCCAGCCAAACCGACGAAUCUCCAAGGUGAGAUCCAUACUCCUUGCUCUUCUCUUGGUAUGCUUUUUUCAUGUUUGUUUUGGUUUUAGGGUUUGUGAGGAGGAAUAAUAUUAUCUCUAAUUUCAAAUUUGCAGCUUAAUUUAUUUGUUGCAUGUAUGGUUCUAGGAUUACCAUUCAUGAAUUUUAAUUAUUUAGUUAGGGUACUUGAUGAUGCCUAAUUUUUUGUCUUCAUAAAUAUUCCAUGGCUUUGCCUAAAAUAUGUAUUCUUUUUUCCUUCUUCAUCUAAGUUUAAGCAAUUUUGUGUUACGUAUUGCUGAGCAUAUUUUUUUGUAGAAUCAAUUAAGUAUCCUACCAAUUCUGUUCGAACUGCCCGGAGAGGAGCAAGUUCAUGGCAAUAAUUGACCCUGUUAUUGGUCUAUCUCGUCCAACCCCAUCAUCUUGCUGGUUUCGAGGAUGCUGUUAAAUUAUAGUCUUGGGCUGUUGUUCUCGUCUUUAAUUUCUUUGAGUUUCAGCAGUCUGUAGUCUCCGUACGUGUGUCAUGUGUCAUGUAUGUCUAUGAGUAAGCUCACCCCGCCCCGUCCAUAGUCACUGAUGGCUGUCGGAUAGAUACUGUGUUUGGGUUUGGUUUGCUUGUACUGGUCUUGGAAUACUAUGUUCUUAUUUUUUUGGUGCAAAGCCCUUUGCUUGUACU